UGUUAGAUCUGGCUGUCCCCUUUCCAGUUCUCUCAUUCUUUCUAACCCUUCCCUCUCCCUACCUCUAACCCCUCUGGCUCAUUUGGGCUCAUGCCCUCCUCCUUCUUUCUCCAGCUGGCAGUGGGGGCUGCUCAGCCUCCCAGAUCCUGUGGACCUGCUCUGUCAGCUGCGGCCCCCUGCGGACGGCAGCCUUGCUCACUGUUAGGAAGUGCCACUCUGUGCCGAAUGGCAGAGGCAGCCGCAUCCCCGCCAGCGGCGAUGGAGGCCACCAGCGACGCUAUUGUUCCCUGGUAUUAGACUUGCUUUACCUCCUUUUCAUCUGCAAGAAACAAUAGCGGGGGAGAGCUUUGCUUUUUAUACUCCUUGGGAGGACAUUCCGAUGGCAAAACUCCUUGCCAACCGAGUUCUGGAUCAAGAUCCAGGAGCAGUUGCUAGCAACAUGGAGCUGCAGGAGAAGAUCUGGGAAUCCCGGAGCCAGGGCGUUCUGCAGCUGCUGCCUCCUCUGCUGCCUCUGCCUUUGCGGCUGCUGCUGCUGCUACUGGGCGUCUGCGGGGCUGCGGCCCAGGGCGAGGCUGAGGUGCCUACCCUCUAUCUGUGGAAGACUGGUCCUUGGGGUCGAUGCAUGGGAGAUGAAUGUGGUCCAGGAGGCAUUCAAACCCGGGCUGUGUGGUGUGCUCAUGUAGAAGGAUGGACAACAUUACAUACAAACUGUAAGCAGGCCGAGAGACCCAGUAACCAACAGAAUUGUUUUAAAGUUUGUGACUGGCACAAAGAGUUGUAUGAUUGGAGGCUGGGACCUUGGAAUCAUUGCCAGCCUGUAAUUUCCAGAAGCCUGGAAAAACCACUUGAGUGUAUUAAAGGGGAAGAAGGCAUUCAAGUAAGAGAGAUAACAUGCAUCCAGAAAGAAAAAGACAUUCCUGCAGAGGAUAUCAUUUGUGAGUAUUUUGAGCCCAAACCUCUCCUGGAACAGGCCUGCCUCAUACCCUGCCAGCAAGAUUGCAUUGUAUCUGAGUUUUCUGCUUGGUCAGAAUGUUCCAAGACUUGUGGUAGUGGGCUCCAACACCGCACACGACAUGUGGUGGCACCUCCACAAUUUGGAGGCUCUGGUUGCCCAAACCUGACAGAAUUUCAGGUGUGCCAAUUUGGUCCAUGUGAAGCUGAAGAGAGCAUGUACAGCUUGCAAGUGGGUCCCUGGAACACAUGCUCCAUGCCCCACUCAAGACAAGCAAGACAAGCAAGGAGACAAGGAAAGAACAAAGAACGGGAAAAGGAUAGAGGAAAAGGAGUGAAGGAUCCUGAGGCCAGAGAACUUAUCAAGAAAAAGAGAAACAGAAACAGACAGAACCGACAAGAGAACAAAUAUUGGGACAUCCAGAUUGGAUAUCAGACCAGAGAAGUUAUGUGCAUUAACAAGACAGGGAAAGCUGCUGAUCUGAGCUUUUGCCAGCAAGAGAAGCUCCCAAUAAACUUCCAGUCCUGUGUAAUUACCAAAGAAUGCCAAGUAUCAGAAUGGUCAGAAUGGAGUCCCUGCUCUAAAACCUGCCAUGAUCCAGCAUCCUUGAAAGGCACUCGUAUAAGGACAAGGAUCAUCAGGCAGUUUCCUAUUGGUAGUGAGAAAGAAUGCCCACAACUUGAGGAGGAAGAACCCUGUGUAUCUCAAAGAGAUAGAAUUGUUCCCUGUGCCACGUAUGACUGGAGAACUACCCAGUGGACAGAGUGCAGGGUAGAUCCUUUGCUCAGUCAGCAAGACAAAAGGAGAGCCAACCAGACAGCCCUCUGUGGAGGAGGAGUCCAGAACCGUGAGGUGUACUGUAUACAGACCAAUGAGAACCUCCUCUCUCACUUAAACUCCCACAAGGAAAAAGAAGCCUCCAAACCAGUAGAUGUGAAAUCAUGCACUGGACCUGUUCCUAAUACUACGCAACUGUGCCACAUCCCUUGUCCUGUUGAAUGUGAGGUUUCACCCUGGUCAGCCUGGGGACCUUGUACUUAUGAAAACUGUAAUGACCAGCAGGGUAAAAAAGGUUUCAAAUUAAGGAAGCGACGCAUUACCAAUGAGCCCACUGGAGGCUCUGGGGGCACUGGGAACUGCCCUCACUUACUGGAAGCCAUUCCUUGUGAUGAGCCAUCUUGCUAUGACUGGAAAGCAAUAAGGCUUGGAGACUGUGAACCAGAUAAUGGAAAAGAGUGUGGACCGGGUACUCAGGUUCAAGAGGUUGUGUGUAUCGACAGUGAUGGAGAAGAAGUUGACAGAAAGCUGUGUAGAGAUGCCAUCUUCCCAAUUCCUGUUGCCUGUGAUGCCCCUUGCCCCAAGGACUGUGUGCUCACCACAUGGUCUCCGUGGUCUUCUUGUUCACACACCUGCUCAGGAAAAAUCACAGAAGGGAAGCAAAUACGUGCAAGGUCCAUUUUGGCCUAUGCUGGAGAGGAAGGUGGAACUCAGUGUCCAAAUAGCAGUGCUUUGCAAGAGGUGCGCAGUUGUAAUGAUCAUCCCUGUACUGUGUACCACUGGCAAACUGGACCCUGGGGCCAGUGCAUCGAGGACACCUCAGUAUCAUCCUUCAACACAACUGCAACAUGGAAUGGGGAAGCUUCCUGCUCUGUGGGCAUGCAGACAAGAAAAGUCAUCUGUGUGCGGGUCAAUGUAGGCCAAGUGGGACCCAAAAAAUGUCCUGAGAGCCUUCGGCCUGAAACAGUGAGACCCUGUCUGCUUCCUUGUAGGAAGGACUGUAUUGUGACCUCAUACAGCGACUGGACAUCAUGCCCCUCCUCUUGUAAAGAAGGGAAUGCAGGAGUCAAGAAACAGUCGAGGCACCGGGUCAUCAUUCAGCUACCAGCCAAUGGAGGCCGAGACUGUACAGAUCCUCUCUAUGAAGAGAAAGCUUGUGAGGCCUCUCAAAUGUGCCAAAGAUACAGGUGGAAGACUCACAAAUGGCGCAGGUGCCAAUUAGUUCCUUGGAGCACACAAGAGGACAGCCCUGGGGCACAGGAAGGCUGUGGUCCUGGACGACAGGCAAGAGCCAUUACCUGUCGAAAACAAGAUGGAGGGCAGGCUGGCAUCCAUGAAUGCCUCCAAUAUGCAGGCCCUGUGCCAAUACUCACACAAGCCUGCCAGAUCCCCUGCCAAGAUGACUGCCAGUUUACCAGCUGGUCCAAGUUUUCUUCAUGCAAUGGAGACUGUGGUGCUGUUAGGACCAGAAAACGUGCUAUUGUUGGAAAAAGUAAAAAGAAGGAUAAAUGCAAAAAUUCUCAUUUGUACCCCCUGAUUGAGACUCAGUAUUGUCCUUGUGAUAAAUAUAAUGCGCAGCCUGUGGGAAACUGGUCAGACUGCAUCUUACCAGAGGGGAAAGUAGAAGUAUUACUGGGUGUCAAAGCACAAGGAGACAUCAAGGAAUGUGGUCAAGGAUAUCGUUAUCAAGCAAUGGCGUGCUAUGAUCAAAGUGGCAGGCUUGUGGAAACGUCCAGAUGUAACAGCCAUGGUUACAUUGAGGAGGCCUGCAUAAUCCCCUGUCCCUCAGACUGCAAGCUCAGUGAGUGGUCCAACUGGUCACGCUGCAGUAAGUCCUGUGGCAGUGGUGUGAAGGUUCGGUCUAAAUGGUUGCGGGAGAAACCAUAUAAUGGAGGAAGGCCAUGUCCCAAACUGGAUCAUGUCAACCAGGCACAGGUAUAUGAGGUUAUCCCUUGUCAUAGUGACUGCAACCAGUACAUAUGGGUCAAAGAACCCUGGAGUAUCUGCAAAGUGACCUUUGUGAACAUGCGAGAUAACUGUGGAGAGGGUGUACAGACCCGAAAAGUAAGAUGCAUGCAAAACACAGCAGAUGGCCCUUCUGACCAAGUGGAAGAUUACCUCUGUGACCCAGAAGAGAUGCCUCUAGGCUCUCAAGAGUGCAAAUUACCAUGUCCAGAAGACUGUGUGAUAUCUGAAUGGGGCUCAUGGACACGCUGCACCUUGCCUUGCAAUCAAAGCAGCUUCAGGCAAAGGUCAGCUGAUCCCAUCAGACAACCUGCUGAUGAGGGAAGAUCCUGCCCUGAUGCUAUUGAAAAAGAACCCUGUAACUUGAACAAAAACUGCUUCCACUAUAAUUAUAAUGUAACAGACUGGAGUACAUGUCAGUUAAGUGAGAAGGCAGUUUGUGGAAAUGGAAUUAAAACAAGGAUGCUGGAUUGUGUUCGAAGUGAUGGCAAGUCAGUUGACCUGAAAUACUGUGAAGAGCUUGACCUGGAAAAGAACUGGCAGAUGAAUAUUUCCUGCAUGGUCGAAUGCCCUGUGAACUGUCAGCUGUCAGACUGGUCUCCUUGGUCAGAGUGUUCUCAAACAUGUGGCCUCACAGGAAAAAUGAUCAGAAAAAGAACAGUGACUCAACCCUUUCAGGGUGAUGGAAGACCAUGCCCCACCCUGAUGGAACAAUCCAAACCUUGUCCAGUGAAACCUUGUUAUCAGUGGCAAUAUGACCAUUGGUCUACAUGUGAAAUCCAAGAUGCCCAGUGUGGAGAAGGCACCAGAAAAAGGAAUAUUUCUUGUGUAGUGAGUGAUGGCUCAGCUGAUGAUCUCAGCAAAGUGGUAGAUGAUGAGUUCUGUAUUGACAUUGAACCUAUUAUAGAUGGUACCAAAAAAAUAAUUCUUGAGGAAACCUGCACCCAACCUUGUCCAGGUGACUGUUAUUUGAGUGACUGGUCAUCAUGGAGCCUAUGUCAGCUGACCUGUGUGAAUGGCGAAGACCUAGGCUUUGGUGGAAUACAGGUCCGUUCCAGAGCAGUGAUAAUACAAGAACUAGAGAAUCAGCAUUUGUGUCCUGAACAAAUGUUAGAAACAAAAUCAUGUGAUGGUGGACAGUGUUAUGAGUACAAGUGGAUGACUAGUGCUUGGAAAGGAUCAUCCCGAGCAGUCUGGUGUCAGAGGUCAGAUGGUAUAAAUGUAACAGGGGGCUGCUUGGUGGUACGCCAGCCUGAUGCUGACAGGUCUUGUAAUCCACCAUGUAAUCAACCCCACUCAUUCUGUAGUGAGACAAGAACAUGCAGUUGUGAAGAAGGGUACACUGAAGUCAUGUCUUCUAAUGGUACACUUGAGCAAUGCACACUUAUCCCUGUGGUGGUGAUACCCACCAUGGAGGACAAAAGAGGAAAUGUAAAAACCAGUCGGGCAGUACAUCCAACCCAGCCCUCCAGUAACUCAGCAGGAUGGGGAAGAACCUGGUUUCUGCAACCAUUUGGGCCAGAUGGGAGACUAAAGACCUGGGUUUAUGGUGUGAUGGCUGGGGCAUUUGUAUUACUCAUCUUUAUUGUCUCCAUGAUUUACUUAGCCUGCAAAAAGCCAAAGAAACCCCAAAGGAGGCAGAACAACCGACUGAAACCUUUAACCUUAGCCUAUGAUGGAGAUGCAGACAUGUGAACUUUAUUUUAGCAACAACCAGUUUCAGCUUUCAGAUUUUUCAGUAGAUAUCCAGAGACCACAAAACUUUUGAAACUGUGUGGAUUAAAGUACAUUGUAAUAUUAAGGGAAAAAAUAUAGAGUGAAAACUGCAGUACCACUGUAGAUACCAAGACAGCACUACAUACCUAGAUUCCAUCAACUCUGAGAAUUCUAGGAGAUUGAGUAGAAUGCAUGCUGCAUUCAGAGAAUUAUGUCACCUUUCCUGAAAACUAUGGACCAUUUAAUUUCAUCUCUAAAAUGCUGUGGUGGAAUUAGUCAAGAUGCCUAAUAUAAGUCUCAAUUUGCAGUGUUAACCCAUAGAAACAUUUUAGCAUGACCAGUUUUAUACCAAGAUCUCUACAACCUUAUAGUCACACUAAACAACAUGCAUAUUCAAGUAAAUGCACAGAAUUUAAAUUUUGUAAUGAGCAACUUUAAUAAUGAGUAAAAAUAAACUCAAAACUGAGCAGAAAACCCAUUGAAUGAUUUUGAUUGUCAUCUUCUUGGUGGUUGAAAGUAGCUUUUUUUGACCUGCAUUUCAGAGGCACAGAUUUUCAUAAAACUUAAUUCUUUCUCUCCAAAGUUUGAAUGCUGGACUAGUAUCUUAGAAGAGUCCUCAAGUUUCAGUAUUUUAUAGUGGUGAAUGUCUGAAAGACUAAUUUGCUUGUGUUAAUAUGUUUCUACUUACUCUAAUUUUCAAACUUGUUGCCAGCAUCUUUUUUUGCUACAUAGAAGGCACAUUUUUGCACUAUAUUAGUGCAGCAUGAUAGGCACUUAACCAGUAUUGCCAUAGAAACCGCCUCUUUUCAUAUAGGACGAAGAUAUCUGUGCUAAGAGCAUCAUGGAGACAUGUACAAGUUCUUGUAUCCUGAAGAGAGUUAAGUUUGGAUGGCAAAAUGGAAUUAGCUAUUAUAUCUGCUGUAAACACCCUUCCUCAUCACUACAGCCACUAUGGAAUUGACAACUUGAUGAUAGUUUAAGUGUUUAAAUCCUAAACUCAUCAACCCUCCAAAAUAUGGACCCCACUAGUUGGUUUUUAAUUUUAUUUUGAAGGUUGUUUAUUACUAGAUUUUUAUAUUUGUUAUCUUUGGUUAAAAAAACAAAAGAAAAGAAAAAAGGAGUUGGUUGCCCUUUUAGUUUUGAACAGAUAGAGCAAACAUUUUAUUGGUUUUUGUAACUAAAUGAAAUCAAAAUUGUGUUAAUUUUUUCUUUUUCCCCAGUUUCUUUAUUUUGAGUCAAAUGUACUUCAAAGUUUAUAUGUCUGUCUUUUUCACUGGUAAACUUUAAAUAAGUCUUUAAUAUACAAUUUUAAAAACUGGAAAAAAUCAAAGAUAAGUAAAAAUUUUAUACAGGGUCUCAUUGGCUAUCUACACCACGGUGACAUGUUCUGUCUGGGGACCAAAUAGCAAAUGUUCUCAACAAAGCCUAUGUUGCAACUUCUCAGUUCUACUUUUGUAAUAACGUAGCCAUAGAUAAUACACAGUACAUAAAAAGGAAAGUGUGUGUUUUACAAUAAUUUUUCUUAAAAAAUGUCAAUAAGUCAUAUUUGAAAAUUGUGGGGGGUUUUGACCACUGAUUCAGAAGUCUUUUCAUUAUGAAUUCUAUACUCUAUCACCUUUAAUUGUCAUUAUUUUCAUAUAUAUGAUCAGUAUUAUAUUUCAAAAGGUGGAAACAGUUAUUUCAGUAUUGAAAAUAGCUAUAUAUUUUUUUUUAUGUAACCCUUAUAGCUAUAUUUUUUACAGAAUGGAAUGUCACAGUGAAGGAAUAAGAAAGUUGGUAGAUUUAUUUGAAAAGAAAACUCAAAAGAUGUCAUUUAAAAGCAAUACGAUUUUUAGGCAAUGUUUACUAUAACAACCUUUGGAAUAAAGGAGGACAUUAGUUUUUCAGUUUUUUAAAACAUACUAUGGCAAGCUAUAUUAUCUUAAGUCUAAAUUCUUUAAGUGGUUUGAACUUCAUAUGCUAGAGUUUGAGCUCCCCCUGCUGUUCAUUAUAGCACUUGCUAUAAUUACAAAAAAGGAUUUUAUUGCCCCCCAAAUUAACAAAUUUCUACUUAUUUCAAUAAGAAUUAAAUGUUAUGUUAAUUAUCUAAUAUUCACUGUAUUUGGUAAUGUAUGUCAUUUAAAAUUAAACAAGUGGUCAUGUAGAUAGGAAUUUUACUCUAAAUUGAAUUAAAAAAAAAAAAAAAGACAAAUUCCAUUCCAUCUGUCUUAUUGAAGUGGAAAACAAAAGUAAAACUGUGAUUUCCAAUAUAAAUAUUCUCAAAUUCUUCAAGAUAAUCCUCAGAUUUAUCUUUUUGAAUAAAAUAAACUUUGUCUAGAGUGCUUUAAUCUGUUACUUAAAGAUUCAGCUGGCAAAUUAAUAAAAUAUGUACAAUAUCUGAAACUUUGAACUUGUGGAAUAAAAUAAAGUAGUCUCAUUAAGGCUAUACUUAUGCAAUUACAAAGUGUCAUUAAUUCAAAAAAUGAAUUACUAUCAUCCUACCUAUAUUGCAAAAAUUAACUGAGUAGAGAAAAACUAUAAAAUGUUCUAAAAAACAUGAUUUUGUUUAUAAAUUGGUUACAUUUAAGACAUUAUAUAUAUGAAAGUGGCUAAGUUCAGUGAGACUUAGUACUAGGGAACAUAUUGGAAGUCUGUUGUUGAAUAAAAAUGACUGGAUGGCCUCUUGUUAGAAAGGUGGAAAGAGGUAACUAUUUUUGGACAAAUGAAAGUUACUGUAUUGUAACAUGAAAAUGGCUUUGUAAAUGUUACUGGAAUUCCAUGAAACCUGAUUCCUCCUGAUCAUACUAAGAAGUCAGGCUAGGAAUAUAGUAGUAACUUAUCUAUUGACACUUUUGCCUUACCAAAAUGAUCUGUGAGUUCACAAAAAAAUAAAAAACUGUUUUUCUUUCGGUA
Erinaceus europaeus (western European hedgehog) is the source of this 8302-nucleotide messenger RNA. RefSeq names its product thrombospondin type 1 domain containing 7A (gene THSD7A). The record is from RefSeq and is a predicted model, not a curated record. Gene Ontology annotation, cellular component: plasma membrane. The transcript is spliced from 28 exons. Lineage: Eukaryota; Metazoa; Chordata; Mammalia; Eulipotyphla; Erinaceidae. Gene Ontology annotation, biological process: actin cytoskeleton organization. The coding region runs from base 380 to 5389 and encodes 1669 amino acids.